Molecule: messenger RNA, 843 nt
Organism: Ascochyta rabiei
Lineage: Eukaryota; Fungi; Ascomycota; Dothideomycetes; Pleosporales; Didymellaceae
Exons: 1
Coding region: 1-843 (280 amino acids)
Source: RefSeq, a predicted model, not a curated record
AUGCCACCAGCCAGCUCAUCUUUCACGGCUCUCAAUGUGCCGAGCGACCUCGUACCGGAGUACAUGGGAUCAUUCACGCUUGCCGCACCUCCAAACACGGAUUUGUGGAGGAAGCCACCUUCCCGAGACACAUCAACGGCACCCAUACUGUACACAGCGUUGCGCAACCCGUUCAUAGCCGCCGAGGUCACUGUCUCUGCCGAAUGGGAACUGGAAUGGGACCAAGGAGGACUCGUCAUAUUUGCAGGUGCACCGCCAGGGCGCACAACGCCAAUAGCAGCAACACCAGAAACACCCGGUGUCGUGUCUUCUUCGCUCAACGAUGGCGCAACAACUUGCAUGCCAAGGCCAGAUACACAUCACAGAGGGACAGAUUCCAACUCGCGGAUACCAAUUCCAGAUCUAGGCCACCAACCUCCGCGACCUCGCAGUCCCCCACCAGCCUACGUUGCGCCCGCGCCAGCAUCAAAAUGGGUCAAGGUCGGUCUCGAGUUCUGCAACAAUGCCUGCCACGCAACCUCAGUGGUCGCCAAUUCUGAAGGCGCAGAUUGGUCCUUGACUUCCCUGCCUCAGUACCAUGCUCGACGUCAAGAUCUUCGCGUCAAGAUCGAACGCAUUGGCUACGCGUUAUGGGUCUGGUACGAAGACGAGAUGCUCGGGUGGAAGAAGCUCAGGGAGGUUACGUGGUUCUUUUGGGGCGUGGAAGACAAAGCCGUAAGAGUGGGUGUGUACGCGAGUAGGCCUGCGAAUUUCGGAAUCAGUGUGUUUGAUAGGAGAAACGGGGGAAGCAAUGUGGGGACAAGGAAUCUGUGCAUAGAAUUUGAGGGGUUGGAGAUCUUCUAA